This is a messenger RNA of Diplodia corticola, 330 nucleotides long. RefSeq names its product ribosomal protein s19. Gene Ontology annotation, cellular component: ribosome; cytosolic small ribosomal subunit. Gene Ontology annotation, molecular function: structural constituent of ribosome. Bases 1 to 330 code for a protein of 109 amino acids. The record is from RefSeq and is a predicted model, not a curated record. Lineage: Eukaryota; Fungi; Ascomycota; Dothideomycetes; Botryosphaeriales; Botryosphaeriaceae. Gene Ontology annotation, biological process: ribosomal small subunit assembly; translation. The transcript has 3 exons.
AUGCUGCCAACGCGGGCGCUGUUCGCGCGCUCGGUCUGGAAGGGCCCCAACAUCGUCCCUGCUUCUCCUUCAGUCCACAUGGUCCACCGCGAUAUGAAAAACACUGCGGCAAAACAAACAUCUGACCGGCGAAAAACACGCAGUCUUCCCAUCGUAUUCGCCAAGCCUGGCGAGCGCGCGCCGCCGCCGAUCAAGACGCAGGCGCGCUCCGCCGUCAUCCUGCCCAACUUCGUCGGGCUCAAGUUCGCGAUCCACAACGGCAAGACCUACACCAAUAUCCAGAUCACCGAGGACAUGGUCGGUUACAAGCUGGGCGAAUUUGCGGCGUGA